Monopterus albus (swamp eel) is the source of this 6000-nucleotide messenger RNA. It is a transcript of the gene lrig1, whose product is annotated as leucine-rich repeats and immunoglobulin-like domains 1. Gene Ontology annotation, molecular function: protein binding. Bases 766 to 3933 code for a protein of 1055 amino acids. NCBI's taxonomy places the organism in Eukaryota, Metazoa, Chordata, Actinopteri, Synbranchiformes, Synbranchidae. The transcript has 18 exons. The record is from RefSeq and is a predicted model, not a curated record.
GGCUGGUACACUGUCGGAAGGAGGGGGGCUGUGAUUUACUAUUAAUCGGAUCGACGAGAUUUUGUGACCACAAACUGUACCUGAUAAGCUGCUGGCUGAGUUCUUAUGGAGCGGACGGAGUGUAGCUAUUAACCUUAUUUCAAAGUUUGCUUUUGUGCGGCUACAGCAGUGAAGUGCUUUGGGGUUUGAACACAGGCAGCGCUCGGUUUAAGAAAGCAACGCUGGAGUUUUCGGCACUAUUCCUGCGGGUCUUAACUUAUUUUACAACAUCUUCAGCUUUGCAGUGGACAUUAGAUAGCACCACCAGAAGUCACAGUGCACCCUUUUUGCUAGGUUUUAAAGAGUUUUGACUUGGCUCUGUUGAUCAACAGUUAGUUUGGGAGGUUUACGGGAGCACGGUGUCCUUUUGCUGCUGCAUGUUUUCAAACAUGUCACUAAAAGCAGUGAGCCUGUCGAGAACGUAGUUUCAGCCUUUUUUGGACGCCGUAGCCUACUUUUGGUGGUUAAUCUGUGAAUCACCUUUGGUUUCCAGCCCGCGUCGGAAAGCAGUGGACAAAGUUGGACCGGGGAUCUUGUGUCCUAAAUGACUGUAAAUGGGAUGAACAACCUUUUGCUGCACUGCCGUUGUUUAUACACUUCUCCAUGAGUCGGGCGGACAGUUAAUGUGCUGUACAUUAAUUCAGUGUCUCCGAAGCUACGUUAAUAUUCCAGUUUGUGGAUACAAGGAGAGACCUCAGCGGCCGCGCUAUUAAAGCUGGAUACAAAAUGGCGGCAUCCCUGGGACGAUUAGGAGACAUUUCUCGUUGUGUUAUUUAUUUAAUUUUAGUGGCCGAACUGUUUAAUAGUUAUGGAUUCUGUUCGGAUCUGCCGUGUGCCCAGAACUGUACCUGCAGCGGAGACUCGGUGGACUGUAGCAAUCUGGAGCUGACAGCUACGCCUCUGGACCUUCCAGCCCGGACUGUUUCCUUAAAUCUCGGCCACAACAAGCUGACCACCAUCAGUGUUGAAGCAUUUGACAACCUUCCCAACUUGAGAGAGCUGCGGCUGGAUCACAAUACACUGACCUCCAUACCGGACUUAGGACAGGCUGCUUCCAAGAUUGUAUCACUCUACCUACAUCACAAUAAGAUCGGCAGUAUUGUCGGAAGGCGGACCAGAGAGCUGGUUUCUGUGGAAACUCUGGACCUGAGCAAUAAUGACAUCACUGAGCUGCGAGGGCACUGCUUUCCUUCCGGUCUCCAAAUCAGAGACCUGUACCUGAGCAACAACAAGAUCAGCGUCUUGGAGCUUGGAGCUCUGGACCAUCUAGGCUCAACCUUACAGGUCCUGAGACUGAGUCGAAACCGCAUCAGCCAGAUCCCUGUGAAGGCCUUCCAGCUCCCGAGGCUCACCCAGCUUGAGCUGAACAGGAACCGUAUCCGUCAGGUGGAAGGUCUGACCUUCCAGGGUCUGUCCAGCUUGGAGGUGCUCAAGCUGCAAAGGAACAACAUCAGCAAACUGACUGAUGGGGCGUUCUGGGACCUGGCAAAGAUGAAAGUCCUUCACCUGGAAUAUAACAGCCUGACAGAGGUGAACAGUGGCUCCCUUUAUGGCCUGACUUCCCUUCAGCAACUGUUUCUCAGUAACAACUCUAUAGCCCGCAUCAAUCCUGAUGGAUGGAAAUUCUGCCAGAAGCUGAGGGAACUGAAUCUGUCGUACAACAACUUGUCUCGUCUGGAUGAGGGCAGCCUGGCUGUGCUGGGGGAUCUCCACACACUCCGUUUGGGCCACAAUGCCAUCAGCCACAUCACCGAGGGAGCCUUCAGAGGCUUGAAGGCCGUACGCGUCCUGGAGUUAGACCAUAACGACAUCUCGGGUACAAUAGAGGAUACCAAUGGGGCCUUCUCCGGAUUGGACAACCUCAACAAACUGACUCUGUUUGGAAACAAGAUCAAGUCGGUGGCCAGGAAAGCCUUCUCUGGGCUGGAGACUCUGGAACACCUGAACCUGGGACAGAACGCUAUUCAUUCCAUCCAGUCCGAUGCCUUCAGUAAAAUGAAGAACCUCAAAACUCUUCUCAUUCAGAGCGACAGUUUCCUGUGUGACUGCCAGCUCCACUGGCUGCCCGACUGGUUGGUGACACGUGGUUUGCAGGCUGGUAUCAAUGCCACCUGUGCCCACCCGGAGAGCCUUAAGGGAGCCAGCAUCUUCCAGGCUCCAUCUAGCAGCUUUGUGUGUGACGACCUUCCUAAGCCCCAGAUCACCGUGGAGCCAGAAACCACAGUGACAGUCCUUGGUAGGGACGUGCAUCUCACCUGUACGGCUGCGAGCAGCAGCUCCUCCCCCAUGACCUUUGCAUGGCGCAAGGACCAAGAGCUGCUUCAGCAUGCCGAGAUCGAGAACUACGCCCAUAUGCGUGCUCAUCACCAUGAUGCAACAUCUGACACACCAUCUGAUGAGCCUGGUGCAGGUGGAGGUGUGAUGGAAUACACCACUAUCCUGCACCUGCGGCAGGUCACCUUCACAGACGAAGGCCGUUAUCAGUGCAUUAUCACCAACCACUUUGGCUCCACCUACUCCAACAAGGCCCGUCUCAUCGUCAACGUUCUCCCAUCCUUCUUGAAGACUCCCAAGGACAGCACCGUCCGCACGGGCCACACAGCCAGACUGGAGUGUGCCGCAGAGGGCCACCCGGCACCUCAGAUCGCCUGGCAGAAGGACGGUGGCACAGAUUUCCCUGCUGCCCGUGAGCGCAGAAUGCACGUCAUGCCCGACGACGAUGUUUUCUUCAUCAUGGACGUCAAGCCAGAGGACAUGGGCGUGUACACCUGCACAGCUAAAAACACUGCUGGCACCAUUUCUGCCAACGCCACCCUCACCGUGCUGGAAACACCCCACCUGGCCCAGGACCUGGAAGAUCGGAGCGUGGUGGUCGGGGACACGGUGGCCCUGCAGUGUAAGGCCCUGGGCAGCCCACCUCCCCGCAUUACCUGGCUGCACAAUGACCAGCCGCUCGGCCCCUCUGACAGACACCACUUCACCCCAGGGAACCAGCUGCUGGUCAUCAGCGCCAUCUCGCUGGAGGACGCUGGCCACUACACUUGCCUCAUGUCCAACACACUGGGCACAGAGCGUGCUCACAGCCAACUGAUGGUGAUGCAGCGCCGAAGCCUCUGCACCCCGCCAUCAGGGCCAAGCACAGUCACUAUAGGUAUCAUUGUCAUCGCCGUGGUGACAAGUAUUGUGGUGACAUCACUGGUGUGGGUGUGUAUCAUCUACCAGACCAGGAAGAAGAGUGAAGAGUGCAGUGUCACCAACACAGAUGAGACAAUAGUUCCUCCAGAUGUGUCCAGCUACCUCUCCUCCCAGGGCACUUUGUCUGAGAGGCAGGACGUGUGUAUCCGUGUAGAGGCCGGCAGUGGACCUCAGCCCAAUGGACAUGUCAUAGAGACCACAGGCUUCGACGGUGCAGUAGUUUGUACAGACUGUAUGGAGAAUGACAACAGCUACUCCAGAGAUCCUGACUACCUUACCCACGGAUUUGGCCCUACUGGAGGCAUGGACUACCAGCAGCACUCAGUUCCCCCACCUCACUCUCACCAUUACCAUCACCCAGGGGAGCAGCACAGCGCAGGGUCACACACAACCCUACUUUGCAACGGGACACCCAACAGGAUCCAGAAGGACAUUCAGGGAUCUGCGCAUCCGAGAAACCACAAUACGUUACAACUGAACCAACAUAAUAGAAAAGUGAGCAGAGCGGACCAGACACAAGCGAGCUCUCCUUCACAACAAGAGUCCUUCCACAAGCCGGUGAAGCUGGUUGGCGUGAUGAGCCACAGCUGCCGUGACAGUGACUGUGAGCCUGAGCUCAGGCAGACUUUGCUGUCCAACGGACACACCCUCAGAGCCUCUCAGAAUGAGAGCGCCCCCCUAAGGAGAGCCAGUGACUAGGAAGCACUCCAUCAGCCCAAAACAUGGACUCACAGUAGCUGAGUGGAAUUUUAUAUUUUGCACUGGGAAAUAAACUGCUACCUCAUAUCGAGGCGAACGGUCUUGAGCCCUGUGGAUGUGGACUGACAGGGAGUGCCAGGAGGGGGAAAGGCAGGGGGAAGGGGGCAUCCGGGGAUUGAAGGUAGAGCUUGUGUGGGUGGCGUCCCAUCUGAGCGUAUCAGCUGUACAUAGUUAAAAACCUUCCGUUGGGAGGUGACCAAUACAAUUUCUAGCUCCAAAAAAUGUGAUUUGAUCUUGAAGCAUGUAAAUGUAGAGAAUCUUGUACAGUUUAUGUGCAGGAGGAGAAAAGAGAAAUAUACCUUUGGACAUUGGACUGUACAUAAGAGUUUUCUUAUAUAACUUUUACAAAGAGUAUUUGAAUUUAUGUGCAUGACAAAGAAAAGUGUGAUGGUAUUUUAUUUUUUCUUAACAUUCAGCUGCGGUGCCUUAUUGCAUGAUCAAAGAAAACUCAAUUUGUUAUAGCAUCUAUCAAGAGAGACACCGUCUUUACGGCAAACACUUGAUUUUUUCGAAAGCUGCCAACCGUGGCCUUACAUAAACACAACUCACAAUCAUUUUUGUUAUAUGAAAAAAGAGCUUUGAUGUCAGUUAACUUGGUAAGUCAGACGGUUCAUCAGCGGGACAUUUGUAAGUUAAAGCACUUUUUUUUUAUUCUCACUUCAUAAACAUGCAGAUUGUGCACACGAUAUUCUGCAAAUAGGAAUGCAGGAACCUCCUGUGUGUGUGUGGAGACAUUCCUUAUACACUGAGAGGACAAAAUAGGCUCUUCCACCUGUUUUACAGUACUACAUGUUAUUGCAAAGCUGCUCUCCUCUUGCCUGGAGAAAAGAUUCUUAUGUCACCCAGGUUAGAUUAUUUGUCCAAGAAAAGGACUUUUGCAACUGAAUGUGGUCAAACAUCAGGUAGCAGCUGUUACUUGGAGCUGUAUCAGUAUCUUUUCUAAAGCUUGAUUUAUGGUUUUGCAUUAAAUCUACACAGAACCUAUGCCAUAGGCUGUGCAAGUUACCUGCACUGUAUGGCCACCGAACCAACUCAGGCAGAAUGAGGGGGAUUUUCCAAACUUGUCUGGCCACCGAAAGACAUGAAUGAGGAAAUGUGACGCAACCAAUCGUAGUAGCUGUGCUCUGCGUCGUCACGAUGUGCAGUUGCAUUUCUGGACAGGUGUGUGUCAGGCUACAGCCUAGGGCAUGAGGCUACACAUUAUCUACGGCGUAAAUUCAACGUAGACCCAAAAAUCACGCUUUAAACUAUAAAAGCUAGUAAUGAUCUCAGUAUGGACACAGGAUGCCUGUCAUUUUCAAUUACGUACACUCAAGCGCUGACUGCUUUGAUAAUAGAUUCUUAAGUUUUGAGCUUAAAAAUAGGAGAGAGAGUCAGGGAGACUGAUGUUGCAUUGCCAUUAUAUUACUGCUGUAAUAUGCCUUGACAUCCACCGUGGUGCAUUCAGAAGAAAAUGGCCAGUAUUAUUGCCUCGGUCACCUCACCGUGCUGUGACAGUAAUGUUUUCAUCUCCACUACAGUUGAACGUUUUAUGUUUGAGGUACCUAAAGGUGCGCCUUCAAGCUGUGAACAGCUGGAAAACUUGUGAAAUGUGCUCUAACCAAACUUAAUGCAGUGGCAGGCUCCCCCGAACACUCCUGGAUACACUGGGUCAGCAAACAGAGUGGUUACACUCUAAUGUUUUCAUGUUUCCCCAGUGCACCCUCAUCUGAACUGUGCUCUGUUACUAGUGGCCUUAGUAAGGGAAGCUGGAGGACACACAACUCUGGUUACACCUGACCGCACCUAUCAGAGAAGAUCUUACCAGCAAGACCAAUCAGAGACCCCCAUUAGGAAGUCUGCCCCACUGUAGCCAGGAAGAUGGACAAGAGGGAGUAAGGUGCUGUUCAUGUUCUGAGUCAUUUUUAAAACAAACUCUGAAAGCGUUGCACCAGUGUCAAAGCUAAAACAGUGAAGUGUCUAACAUGACAUUUAAAUGUCUAAUAAAAAUCACAUUCUGCAAUUGUU